AUGUCGUUUGAUGAAGGUAGAAAUAACUCACUAGAUCAAGUUGUGUCUCAAGAUAACACAAAAGACAAAGAUAAUCAUAAUGAUCUACUACCACAACCAUCUGGACAAGUCUCCACAUCAUCUCCACAAAAGGACAACACCCCGCCAUCACCAACACCAUCGAAUGAUGAUCCAGAUCCGUUGGAAUUGAAGAAACUAUCGCUAAAUUACGACUACCUAAUGUACAAAAUUAAGGACUAUAUAAAUACACUAACGGAGCAAACGUACCAAUCAAUACUAUCUAAACAGUACCAGAUCAACCAGGAAUACUUACACGAUCAAUUGAAUUUAUUUGAUAAUUAUGAGACUAUCGAUGAAAUGUUGAAAACUAUAAGUCAAUUGGAAAUGGAAUUUUUAAAGUUGGAUCAAUUGGAAGUAUUCAUUGAAGAUUUCAAACAGAGAUUAAAUGUUUUGGAACAUGAAUUUGACAAACUAUAA
Candida albicans SC5314 is the source of this 477-nucleotide messenger RNA. RefSeq lists its product as uncharacterized. Gene Ontology annotation, biological process: endosome organization. Lineage: Eukaryota; Fungi; Ascomycota; Pichiomycetes; Serinales; Debaryomycetaceae. The coding region runs from base 1 to 477 and encodes 158 amino acids. The record is from RefSeq and is a predicted model, not a curated record. Gene Ontology annotation, cellular component: BLOC-1 complex. The transcript has a single exon.